CUUUCCUUACUGAGGAGUUGGCAACACUGCACAAUAUUUGCGCGGUCACUUGGCUUUCUUGUCAAUAUAAUGGAUCAUCACUGAUGAAACUCAGAACUGUGCAAACAAUUGCACAACACAACUUCUAUCCACUUUUUGCAGUAGAAGGCUAUGACCCGGUACAGCAUAAAGCUUUCCGAUAUCAGAUUUUCUGUUAACUCUGUAGGCGAUCAUUGUCCUCGACUCUACUGAAGAUGGAUGUACUUCAUAUUUUGCAGACAAACUUUGUGUCUAUUAUAAUCGGAUUUGUCGUUAUUUUAUUGUGGAUGAAUCGAGGCAAACAAAGCAACUCACGUUUGCCUCCUGGUCCUGCACCGAUUCCUCUGCUUGGUAACUUGUUACGAAUGGAUGUGAAAGCGCCAUACAAGCUCUACAUGCAGCUCAGUAAGAAGUAUGGCUCAGUGUUUACUGUAUGGCUGGGCUCCAAACCUGUAGUGGUGAUCUCUGGCUUUCAGGCUAUCAAGGAUGCUUUUGUCACACAAGGAGAAGAGUUCAGCGGCAGAGCCAACUACCCCGUGAUCAUGACAGUCUCUAAAGGAUAUGGGGUGUUGGUGAGCAGUGGGAAGAGAUCAAAAGAUCUUCGCAGGUUUUCGCUAAUGACCCUUAAAACCUUUGGGAUGGGGCGCAGGAGCAUCGAAGAACGUGUCCAAGAAGAGGCUAAGAUGCUGGUGAAAGCCUUCGGUGAAUAUAGAGAUUCAGUUGUCAAUCCCAAAGAAUUGCUUUGCAAUUGUGUUGGCAAUGUGAUCUGCUCCAUAGUCUUUGGGCACAGGUUUGAAAAUGACGACCCAAUGUUUCAGCUCAUCCAAAAGGCUGUUGAUGCCUACUUCCAUGUACUCAGCAGCCCUAUUGGAGCGAUGUACAACAUGUUCCCUAGAAUCGUUUGGUGCUUUCCAGGCAAUCACCAUGAGAUGUUUGCUAUCGUAAACAAGGCCAAAGCUUACAUACAAGGGCAAGCAGAAAUCCGUCUUAAAACCCUUAACAUCUCUGAACCUCAGGACUUCAUCGAGGCCUUCCUGGUUAAAAUGCUGGAGGAGAAAGAUGAUCCCAACACUGAGUUCAACAAUGAUAAUAUGGUGAUGACUGCAUGGAGCCUGUUUGCUGCUGGAACAGAAACCACAUCAUCCACCCUAAGACAAUCAUUUCUGAUGAUGAUAAAGUACCCUCACAUUCAAGAGAGUGUUCAGAAGGAGAUAGAUGAGGUGAUUGGCUCAAGAGUGCCCACGGUUGACGACAGAGUUAAAAUGCCCUACACGGAUGCUGUCAUUCACGAAGUCCAGCGAUACAUGGACCUCAGUCCCACCUCUGUACCCCACAAAGUGAUCAGAGAUACAGAGUUCUACAACUACCACAUUCCAGAGGGUACCAUGGUCCUGCCUCUGCUGUCCUCUGUGCUUGCUGAUCCCAAAUGGUUUAAAAACCCAGAUGAGUUUGACCCAGAGAACUUCCUGGAUGAAAAUGGAGUCUUUAAGAAAAAUGAUGGAUUCUUUGCUUUUGGAGUGGGGAAGCGGGCUUGUCCUGGAGAGGCUCUGGCCAGAGUGGAGCUCUUUCUCUUCUUUACCUCGCUCCUGCAGCGCUUCACUUUCACCGGCAUCAAACCUCCAGAGGAGAUCAACAUCGAGCCAGUGUGCUCCAGCUUUGGCCGCAUGCCAGGUUCCUAUGAUUGCUACAUCAAACUCAGGACUGAGGAGUGACCCCUUUACUGUGGAGACGUCACAGGCUCAGCUUCACAGGCAGCUGCUUGUCAAUUUACAGUAACCAUAGCCUUACAUUUACCUCCUUUUUUCUUGUAGACAACUAUAUAAGCGUUAGUGAGUUGUAUGCAUCUUGCUAUUAUCCUCAGGUAGGAUCUCUAAGGUAUGGGUUGAUAUUUCAAGGCUACAUUCAUGUCUUUUAAAGCUUGUUUUUGGUCAGGUUUCAAGAAUUGCCUUCAGAGAUGUUGGUCACCAUAUCUCAAAUCAAAUCAAAUCAAAUGUAUUUAUAUAGCCCUUCGUACAUCAGCUGAUAUCUCAAAGUGCUGUACAGAAACCCAGCCUAAAACCCCAAACAGCAAGCAAUGCAGGUGUAGAAGCACUAUGCUACACUAUGCUGUAUAUCACACUCACCUACUUUGUACCCUUGUAAAAUAGGCCUGGAGGUUCAUAUUAAAUUCUCUAUUGAAACAUAGUGAAAGGACCAAAAGUUUCAGGUGUUAUAAUGUAAGCAACUGAAACUGGUUUUGUUUUGUAGGUUGCUACAUGGUUAGGACUGUACAUCUAUACAUGCAAAGCACUUAGGGGUACUGUACACUAUGUAUACUGUGGGGGUCACUAUGUUAUUCUGCCUUUGUUUUCAAUAUGAUUGAUAUAUUGUAACACAACAUUGGAUUGUAACUUUUGCUUCAACUAAUAAAUAGUACUGCGCACUUCAGCUAGAUUCAAACAAUAA
Molecule: messenger RNA, 2463 nt
Organism: Oncorhynchus kisutch (coho salmon)
Lineage: Eukaryota; Metazoa; Chordata; Actinopteri; Salmoniformes; Salmonidae
Product: cytochrome P450 2M1
Exons: 9
Coding region: 234-1730 (498 amino acids)
Biological process (GO): xenobiotic metabolic process
Cellular component (GO): intracellular membrane-bounded organelle; cytoplasm
Molecular function (GO): heme binding; iron ion binding; oxidoreductase activity, acting on paired donors, with incorporation or reduction of molecular oxygen, reduced flavin or flavoprotein as one donor, and incorporation of one atom of oxygen
Source: RefSeq, a predicted model, not a curated record